AUGGGGAGAUACACGUGCUGCGCGGAUAACUGUAGUAGCACCAGUGACUCUGGCAUCAAGUUCUUCAAGUUUCCCCUCUACAAUAAGCAGAAGCUGAGGCGCUGGCUGCAGAGCAUGGGCCGUCAGACCUGGCGCCCCACCGUCUCGUCCGCUCUCUGCAUCCGUCACUUUGAGGAGCAGCACCUGGAGAUCACAGGGAAGGGUAUCCGGCUUAGAGAGGGGGCGGAGCCUACACUGUUUCCCUGUGCAGAGGUCUCGGAUGAAGACCUCGUGAACCGGACUAAAUCUCAGCCUCGAGGUUGGAGUCUGAAGAGGAGGAUCAAAGAGGAGGAGGCCUCAACCACAGAGAGGAGCAGAGAGGAGGAGGCCUCAACCACAGAGAGGAGCAGGGAGGAGGCCUCAACCACAGAGAGGAGCAGGGAGGAGGCCUCAACCACAGAGAGGAGCAGGGAGGAGGAGAGCGGGGAGGAGGUGGAGAGAGAGGAGGAGGAUGAGAGGAUGGGGGAGGGACGCUGGUCGGUGGUCGUGGACGAGGAGCUGAACACUAUUCACUCUUUUCCACAUUUCUUCCACGGAAACUAUUGCAUCUCCACGGACGUUCGGUGGGCGCCAGAUAAGGACCCAUUGGAGAAAACUGAGAAGUCAAGCGCAGUGAUCCAGGUGACUGGACCGUGGCAGUGGUUAGCCCUGGACCUGCGUGGGCCCCUCCCUCAGACGCCCUCUGGUCACCGAUUCAUCCUCAGUCUCUGUGAUCUGUUCUCUCAUUGGUUGGAGGCGUGGCCUGUGGACUCUCUGCAGCCGGCUCACAUGGUCCGCCACCUGGUGGAGGUCAUCGCACACUUCGGGUUCCCCCGGAGGAUCCUGAGCAGACUGCCUCACGCACUGCUCCAACAGAUAAACCAGCAGUUGAAGCAGGAGUUGUCGGUUGAAUUCCCGCUGCUGAUUCAACAUCCUCAGACCGGAGCAGUGGAGCAGAGCACACAACACAUGAUAGACAGGAUGGUGCAGGAGCUGUGUGAGCAGGAGCCCUGUCACUGGGACUUGUAUCUUCCUGCUGCAGUCUUCAGUCUCUGCUGCAAAGAAAACCCCACGACCAGAGAGAGGCCCCUCACCGCCCUUUGCUGUGCCCAGACAGAGAUCAGGAGUGUCCCCACAGAAGCCCAGAUGAUGGUAGAUGCCGGACUUGGAGACUGUGACGUGAUAAACCAGCAGUUGAAGCAGGAGUUGUCGGUUGAAUUCCCGCUGCUGAUUCAACAUCCUCAGACCGGAGCAGUGGAGCAGAGCACACAACACAUGAUAGACAGGAUGGUGCAGGAGCUGUGUGAGCAGGAGCCCUGUCACUGGGACUUGUAUCUUCCUGCUGCAGUCUUCAGUCUCUGCUGCAAAGAAAACCCCACGACCAGAGAGAGGCCCCUCACCGCCCUUUGCUGUGCCCAGACAGAGAUCAGGAGUGUCCCCACAGAAGCCCAGAUGAUGGUAGAUGCCGGACUUGGAGACUGUGACGUGGUGCUGAGCUGA
Messenger RNA from Knipowitschia caucasica, 1518 nucleotides. Lineage: Eukaryota; Metazoa; Chordata; Actinopteri; Gobiiformes; Gobiidae. The record is from the annotation of a GenBank genome assembly.